Caenorhabditis bovis is the source of this 1080-nucleotide messenger RNA. Lineage: Eukaryota; Metazoa; Nematoda; Chromadorea; Rhabditida; Rhabditidae. The record is from the annotation of a GenBank genome assembly.
AUGCGCUUGACUGGAUGGCCCGAAUACAUGGCGAUGGCUUAUCUUCCGGUCAUCUUAAUUGGACUAACAGGCAACAUUUUGUCUCUUCAUGUCUACACCUCGCCGAAAAUGCGAAAAUCGACAGUGGCAUUUUUGCUGUGCUCUUUAUCAAUAUCCGACAUUUUUGUGCUAUUAUUUGCUCUACCACUUUACAGUAUAUUUCAUCUUCCAGUUUGGGAUGAUCCUUAUGCAUCAUUUUCAACGCGUCGCAUGCUCAUCUCAUUCUCCACCAAAUACCUCUAUCCAUUAUGCAUGAUGGCGAAAACCGCGAGUUUAUAUAUAAUGGUCCUUAUUACGAUUGAGAGAUGGAUUGCAGUAUGCCGACCGUUGCAGGUACUUUUGAAGAAACUGCAAAAAAAAACAAUGACAAGUGGCAACACAAUAAAUAUAUUUUUUUGGGUUCACAUUUUGUGCACAUUCCACAAUUCGGUCAAAGCCGUCAUUGCUAUCAUCAUCUUCUCAGUUGUUCUGAAUUUGCCGAAAUUCUUCGAAUAUGACGUUGGACAUUCCGAAAGAAAUGGCUAUUAUUUGCAGCCGGGCCGACUCUAUCCUGACAAUCAUUGGUGGUACUUUAUGGUAUAUUUUAUUAUAAUCUCUGUUCUAUUCGACUAUCUUCUACCAUUCGUGAUCAUGUUCAUCGCGAAUCACAAAGUAAUUGAUGAGCUGAGAAAGACGAGAAAGGAGAGAUCGCUGCUAACGACAACACAGCAGAAAGACCAAAACACGACGGUGAUGCUGCUCGUCGUCACCAUUCUUUUCGCGUUUUGCCAUUUCUUCGCAAUGGCUCUUAAAAUAGCUGAAAGCAUUUUUGGUGGUUUUCUCACCGCUCAGCACGAAUAUUUCGAAAUCAUCGGCGACGUUUUCAAUUUGCUUAUUGUUGUCCACAUCGCCACCACUUUCUUCAUCUAUUAUGUGUUCUCGUCAAGAUUCCGAAAUGUUUUAUUGAAUAGACAAAAAACACCUGUGGAUAGCAGCUUCACCGACAUCAACAAGCGAAGAUUAAUACAAAAAUUCGAGCAAAAUUGCAAAAGGUCCAACUAA